Drosophila subobscura is the source of this 699-nucleotide messenger RNA. RefSeq lists its product as uncharacterized. The coding region runs from base 55 to 636 and encodes 193 amino acids. The transcript is spliced from 3 exons. NCBI's taxonomy places the organism in Eukaryota, Metazoa, Arthropoda, Insecta, Diptera, Drosophilidae. The record is from RefSeq and is a predicted model, not a curated record.
CUUUAUUUUAUUACACAUACAACACACAUCACACACACAAAAAUUUGUUUCGUUAUGGAAGAAAAUGAAGAGACCGAAGGACAGGCCGUGAGAGGAAGCUCAAAACGGUUCACAUUGUCCACACGCUCACCACGCUACUCUCGAUAUUCAAAAGCUAUCUCAAAAUUCGAAAUUCCCACCAUAGAUACACAGUCAGAAUUGCAACUGCUAAGACUAUGUAGGCGCCACAAGCUUGACGACAUUUUUAUUGGUGACUUUAACGACGAUGAAUUUGAUAAUGAAAACGUAUAUAUACGCAAGCAUGCAGAUCCAGAUGCACGUGAUAUCGCUCAUGAGAGUCCCAGCUACAGUAAAUUCAAACAACCCCUGCAAGCGGAAUGUCUCGCACGAUACGCGGCAUCUGCAAGGAAAUAUAAUCGUCAAUUUAAAAACGAGAUCUCCAAACUCAUUGACUACCAGUGUUCGGCACUCGAGGCAGCAUAUCUAGUGCGAGUAACGGCGUAUACUACUCUUUGGCCACCGUAUCACAAUGAGACGGAAAUAACCAAUACAUCUCGAAAAUUCUAUCGUUUGACAACAAAAGAACAAAAAAGGCUCGAAAAAAUUACUGGCAUGCCGUAUUCGAAACACUUUUAGGUUCAAUCAAAAUUAAUUGUAAUUCUCUAAAUAUAAAAGUGAAUUACUUUACUGAUUACUGAG